Messenger RNA from Saccharomyces kudriavzevii IFO 1802, 4551 nucleotides. RefSeq names its product ATP-binding cassette glutathione S-conjugate transporter YCF1 (gene YCF1). The transcript has a single exon. The coding region runs from base 1 to 4551 and encodes 1516 amino acids. Gene Ontology annotation, cellular component: membrane. Gene Ontology annotation, biological process: transmembrane transport. The record is from RefSeq and is a predicted model, not a curated record. Gene Ontology annotation, molecular function: ATP binding; bilirubin transmembrane transporter activity; ABC-type transporter activity. Lineage: Eukaryota; Fungi; Ascomycota; Saccharomycetes; Saccharomycetales; Saccharomycetaceae.
AUGGGUGGUAUUCUUGCUUCGUGGACCUGCAAGGUCUGUAGAUCUCCUGAAGGGUUUGGUCCUAUAUCCUUUUAUGGCGAUUUCACUCAAUGUUUCAUUGAUGGUGUGAUCCUAAAUCUGUCAGCACUAUUUAUGCUAGCCUUCGGUACCAGGGAUUUACUUCGACUUUGUAAGGAAAGACAUCCUGGCGUGAAAUAUAGGCGAAAUUGGAUCAUCGUCUUUAGGAUGACACUUGUCCUAUUGGAAAUAGUGUUUGUUUCGCUUGCAUCUUUGAAUUUAUCUAACGAUGAGACAAGAAAUUUUACAAUUGUCAGUCAGUAUGCCUCUACCAUGCUGUCUUUAUUUGUUGCCUUGGCUUUACAUUGGAUCGAAUACCAUCGAUCAGUCGUAGCCAAUACCAUACUUUUGUUCUAUUGGCUCUUUGAAACAUUCGGUAAUUUUGCCAAAUUAAUAAACAUCGUCAUCAGACACACCUACGAAGGUGAAUGGUACUUAGGUAAGACCGCCUCCAUACUGACCUUGUUCCAGGUGAUUACAUGCGCCGGUAUCUUACUGCUAGAGGCUCUUCCAAAGAAGCCUCUUAUGCCUCACCAACACAUACAUCAAAAUUUAACGAGAAGAAAACCUAAUCCUUAUGAUAGUGCAAAUAUAUUUUCCAGAAUUACUUUCUCUUGGAUGUCAAGUUUAAUGAAAACUGGUUAUGAAAAAUACUUAGUGGAGGCAGAUUUAUACAAAUUACCAAAGAAUUUUAAUAGCGCAGAAUUAUCCCAAAAAUUGGAGAAAAAUUGGCAAAGUGAGCUAAAACAAAAAUCAAAGCCUUCAUUAUCCUGGGCUAUAUGCAAAACUUUUGGACGAAAAAUGCUUUUAGCUGCGUCCUUCAAAGCCAUUCAUGAUAUUCUGGCAUUUACUCAACCGCAAUUACUGAGAAUUUUAAUUAAGUUCGUUACGGACUAUAAUAAUGAGAGACAAGAUGAUGAUGAUUCUUCCAUUCUCGGUUUUCAAAGUAACCACCAUCAAAAGUUGCCCAUUGUAAGAGGGUUCAUGAUUGCCUUCGCCAUGUUUCUCGUGGGUUUUACUCAAACGUCUGUUCUACAUCAGUAUUUUCUGAAUGUCUUCAAUACUGGUAUGUAUAUCAAGAGCGCCUUAACUGCCUUAAUAUAUCAAAAGUCUUUAGUUCUAUCCAAUGAGGCAUCUGGACUCUCAUCUACCGGCGACAUUGUCAAUCUAAUGAGUGUGGAUGUUCAAAAAAUACAAGAUUUGACACAGUGGCUAAAUUUGAUUUGGUCGGGGCCUUUCCAGAUUAUCAUUUGUUUGUAUUCAUUGUACAAACUGCUGGGAAACUCGAUGUGGGUUGGUGUAAUCAUACUAGUUAUUAUGAUGCCAUUGAAUUCAUUUUUAAUGAGGAUACAGAAGAAGUUACAAAAGUCUCAAAUGAAAUACAAAGAUGAAAGGACCCGUGUUAUAAGUGAAAUACUGAACAACAUUAAAUCUUUAAAACUGUAUGCGUGGGAAAAACCCUAUAGAGAGAAGUUGGAAGAUAUUAGGAACAACAAGGAAUUAAAAAAUCUAACCAGAUUAGGUUGUUAUAUGGCUGUGACAAGUUUUCAGUUUAACAUAGUGCCUUUCCUUGUUUCAUGUUGUACAUUUGCUGUAUUUGUGUACACCGAAGAUAGGGCGUUGACUACUGAUUUAGUUUUUCCAGCUUUGACUCUUUUCAAUCUGCUUUCGUUCCCAUUAAUGAUUAUUCCUAUGGUUUUGAAUUCAUUUAUCGAAGCUUCUGUUUCUAUUGGUAGAUUAUUCACCUUUUUCACCAAUGAAGAGCUACAACCGGAUUCUGUCCAACGUUUGCCAAAAGUAGAAAAUUUUGGCGAUGUAGCCAUUAAUGUUGGAGAUGACGCGACCUUCUUAUGGCAGCGCAAACCGGAAUAUAAAGUUGCCUUGAAAAAUAUUAAUUUCCAAGCUAAAAAGGGAGAAUUGACCUGCGUUGUUGGUAAAGUUGGCAGUGGAAAAACUGCUCUGUUAUCAUGCAUGUUGGGUGAUUUGUUCAGAGUCAAAGGGUUUGCCACUGUUCACGGUAGUGUUGCAUACGUUUCACAAGUUCCUUGGAUAAUGAAUGGCACAGUAAUGGAAAACAUUUUAUUUGGACACAAAUACGAUGUUGAAUUUUACGAAAAGACUAUCAAAGCCUGCGCACUAACUAUUGAUCUGGCAAUUUUGAUGGACGGUGAUAAAACAUUAGUGGGCGAGAAGGGUAUCUCCUUGUCGGGAGGACAAAAGGCUCGUCUGUCUUUAGCGAGAGCAGUUUAUUCUAGGGCGGACACCUACUUACUCGACGAUCCUUUGGCAGCUGUUGAUGAACACGUUGCCAGACAUUUGAUCGAGCAUGUAUUGGGUCCAAAUGGCUUGCUGCAUACCAAAACUAGGUUACUAGCUACUAAUAAGGUGAGCGCUUUAUCUAUCGCAGACUCUGUUGCACUAUUGGAUAAUGGUGAAAUCAUUCAGAAAGGAACAUAUGACGAAAUCACAAAGGACGCUGAUUCUCCAUUAUGGAAAUUACUUAACGAUUAUGGUAAGAAAAACAAUAAUAAACGUAAUGAUAGUGGGGACUCUUCUAAAAACUCAGUUCGCGAAAGCAGUAUUCCAGUUGAAGGCGAACUGGAACAACUACAAAAAUUAGAUGAUUUGGAUUUCGGGAAUUCUGAUGCUGUAAGUUUAAGGAGAGCCAGCGAUGCAACUUUAAGAAGUAUUGAUUUUGGUGACGAUGAAGAUGUUGCUAGGAGAGAGCAUCGUGAACAGGGGAAAGUGAAGUGGAAUAUUUACCUGGAGUAUGCCAAAGCUUGUAACCCGAAAAGUGUUUUCGUAUUCAUACUGUUCAUCAUAAUAUCCAUGUUCCUAUCCGUCAUGGGUAAUGUUUGGUUGAAACAUUGGUCCGAAGUUAAUAGCCGCUAUGGUGCUAAUCCGAAUGCUGCCCGUUACUUGGCCAUUUAUUUCGCUCUUGGUAUAGGUUCGGCAUUAGCAACGUUAAUCCAAACAAUUGUUCUUUGGGUUUUUUGUACUAUUCAUGCUUCCAAGUACUUACACAACUUGAUGGCAAAUUCUGUUUUAAGAGCCCCAAUGGCCUUUUUUGAAACUACACCCAUCGGUAGAAUUUUGAAUCGCUUUUCAAACGAUAUAUACAAAGUGGACGCAUUAUUAGGGAGAACGUUCUCUCAAUUUUUUGUCAAUGCAGUGAAAGUUAUCUUUACUAUUACGGUCAUUUGCGCAACAACUUGGCAAUUUAUCUUCAUUAUCAUUCCCCUAGGUGUAUGUUACAUUUACUACCAGCAAUACUACCUGAGGACAUCAAGGGAAUUGCGCCGUUUAGAUUCUAUUACUAGGUCGCCGAUAUAUUCUCAUUUUCAAGAAACUUUGGGUGGUCUUGCUACGGUUAGAGGUUAUUCGCAACAAAAGAGGUUUUCACAUAUUAACCAAUGUCGUAUUGAUAAUAACAUGAGUGCAUUUUAUCCCUCCAUAAACGCUAAUCGUUGGCUAGCAUACAGAUUGGAACUCAUUGGUUCUAUUAUUAUUUUAGGUGCUGCGACGCUAUCUGUCUUUAGACUGAAACAAGGCACAUUGACCGCAGGUAUGGCUGGUAUAUCAUUAAGUUACGCAUUACAAAUCACACAAACGUUAAAUUGGAUUGUCAGGAUGACUGUAGAGGUGGAAACAAAUAUUGUUUCAGUGGAAAGAAUCAAAGAAUACGCCGAUUUAAAGAGUGAGGCGCCUUUGACUAUCGAAGGUCACAUGCCACCCAAAGAAUGGCCGAGUCAAGGUGAUAUCAAGUUUAAUAACUACUCCACCCGUUAUAGACCGGAGCUUGAUCUCGUUCUAAAGCACAUAAAUAUUCAUAUCAAACCAAACGAGAAAAUUGGUAUUGUUGGCAGAACAGGUGCGGGGAAAUCUUCGUUAACAUUGGCGCUAUUCAGAAUGAUUGAAGCCAGUGCAGGAAACAUUGUAAUUGAUGGCAUUGCCAUCAAUGAGAUCGGGUUAUAUGAUUUGAGACAUAGGUUGUCCAUCAUACCUCAAGAUUCGCAAGUGUUUGAAGGCUCCCUCCGUGAAAACAUCGACCCCACUAACCAAUACACAGAUGAGGCUAUUUGGAGAGCCCUAGAACUUUCCCACCUGAAAGAACACGUGCUGUCAAUGAGUAACGAUGGAUUGGAUGCCCAGCUAACCGAAGGUGGUGGUAAUUUGAGUGUCGGGCAGAGGCAGCUAUUGUGUCUUGCAAGAGCAAUGUUGGUUCCAUCCAAAAUUCUGAUUUUGGAUGAAGCUACCGCUGCAGUGGAUGUAGAGACAGAUAAAGUCGUCCAAGAGACAAUUCGUACAGCCUUCAAAGAUAGAACCAUCUUAACCAUCGCGCAUAGAUUGAAUACUAUUAUGGAUAGCGAUAGAAUUAUUGUGUUGGAUAAUGGUACAGUUGCCGAGUUUGACUCUCCAAGCCAGCUAUUGAGUAAUUCUGAGUCACUCUUUCAUUCGUUAUGCGCUGAAGCUGGUUUGGUCAAUGAAAAUUAA